CGUCGGUGAUUGGCUAGAGUGUCACAAGUCAGGAAAAUGGCUGCGAGUACCUCUGCAGUCCCUGUGGCUGUGACGGCGCCAGUGGUGCCUGUGCUGUCCACGAACGGCGAUUUCUCGGAUUUGCGAGAGAUCAAAAAGCAGCUACUACUUAUUGCGGGCCUUACCCGGGAGCGGGGUCUACUGCACAGUAGCAAAUGGUCCGCGGAGUUGGCCUUCUCUCUCCCGGCCUUGCCCCUGGCGGAGCUGCAGCCGCCGCCGCCUGUUACUGAGGAGGAUGCUCAGGAUAUGGAUGCUUACACCCUGGCAAAGGCCUACUUUGAUGUUAAAGAAUAUGAUCGGGCAGCACAUUUCCUACAUGGUUGCAAUAGCAAGAAAGCCUAUUUCCUAUACAUGUAUUCCAGAUAUCUGUCUGGAGAAAAAAAGAAAGAUGAUGAAACAGUUGAUAGCUUAGGCCCCUUGGAGAAAGGACAAGUGAAAAAUGAGGCUCUUAGAGAAUUGAGAGUGGAGCUCAGCAAAAAACACCAAGCUCGGGAGCUUGAUGGAUUUGGCCUGUAUCUGUAUGGUGUGGUGCUUCGAAAACUGGACUUGGUGAAAGAGGCCAUUGAUGUGUUUGUGGAGGCUACUCAUGUUUUGCCUUUGCAUUGGGGAGCCUGGUUAGAACUCUGUAACUUGAUCACAGACAAAGAGAUGCUGAAGUUCCUGUCUUUGCCAGACACCUGGAUGAAAGAGUUUUUUCUGGCACAUAUAUACACGGAGUUGCAGUUGAUAGAGGAGGCCCUGCAAAAGUAUCAGAAUCUCAUUGAUGUGGGCUUCUCUAAGAGCUCCUAUAUUGUUUCCCAAAUUGCAGUUGCUUAUCACAAUAUCAGAGAUAUUGACAAAGCCCUCUCCAUUUUUAAUGAGUUAAGGAAGCAAGACCCAUACAGAAUUGAAAAUAUGGACACAUUCUCCAACCUCCUGUAUGUUAGGAGCAUGAAAUCUGAGUUGAGUUAUCUGGCUCAUAACCUCUGUGAGAUUGAUAAAUAUCGUGUGGAAACGUGCUGUGUAAUUGGCAAUUAUUACAGUUUACGUUCUCAGCAUGAGAAGGCAGCUUUAUAUUUCCAGAGAGCCCUGAAAUUGAAUCCUCGGUAUCUUGGUGCCUGGACGCUGAUGGGACAUGAGUACAUGGAAAUGAAGAAUACAUCUGCUGCUAUCCAGGCUUAUAGACAUGCCAUUGAGGUCAAUAAACGAGACUACAGAGCGUGGUAUGGCCUUGGGCAGACCUAUGAAAUCCUUAAGAUGCCAUUUUACUGUCUUUAUUAUUACAGACGGGCCCAUCAGCUUCGGCCCAACGAUUCUCGUAUGCUGGUUGCUUUAGGAGAAUGUUAUGAGAAACUCAAUCAGCUAGUGGAAGCCAAGAAGUGUUAUUGGAGAGCUUACGCCGUGGGAGAUGUGGAGAAAAUGGCUCUGGUGAAACUGGCAAAGCUUCAUGAACAAUUGACUGAGUCAGAACAGGCUGCCCAAUGUUACAUCAAGUAUAUCCAAGAUAUCUAUUCCUGUGGGGAAAUAGUGGAACACUUAGAGGAAAGCACUGCUUUCCGCUAUCUGGCCCAGUAUUAUUUUAAGUGCAAGCUGUGGGAUGAAGCUUCAACUUGUGCCCAAAAGUGCUGUGCAUUCAAUGAUACCCGGGAAGAAGGUAAGGCCUUACUCCGGCAAAUCCUACAGCUUCGAAACCAAGGCGAGACUCCCUCCACUGAGAUGCCUGCUCCCUUUUUCCUUCCUGCUUCACUCUCUGCUAACAACACUCCCACACGCAGAGUUUCUCCACUCAACUUAUCUUCUGUCACACCAUAGUUGGCUGCUUUUAAGCCAGCAAAUUGCUAGCCCCAUCUUAAGCCUUACCUCCAUGUAUAGAACGGUCAUAUCUGUUCUUCCAAGGACCACAUCUACAGAUGGAAACAGCUCCAUGGUGACAGUUUAUAUAAUCUCUUCAGAAGCAGAUUGACAGAAUAAUACUGGCAGGAAGACAUUGUCUUUUGCCAGGUAGAAGGAUUUCUAUCUCCCUUCUGUCAAGAGUGGCUUUGGAUCUUGGGCUCUUCUCAGAGCCACCCCCACCCCAAAUAAUCUUUACAGCAUUUUAGCACAGGCAAUGCUACAGGAAUAAAGUUUUAAUGCUGCAAGUAGGAGAGAGGAAAGGGAGAAAAGUUAACCACUCUACC
Nycticebus coucang (slow loris) is the source of this 2195-nucleotide messenger RNA. RefSeq names its product cell division cycle 23 (gene CDC23). The record is from RefSeq and is a predicted model, not a curated record. The transcript has 16 exons. Gene Ontology annotation, cellular component: anaphase-promoting complex. Lineage: Eukaryota; Metazoa; Chordata; Mammalia; Primates; Lorisidae. Bases 37 to 1830 code for a protein of 597 amino acids. Gene Ontology annotation, biological process: cell division. Gene Ontology annotation, molecular function: protein binding.